GCUAGUCACGUGCCAGUGGGUGCUUAGAGCAUACCUAAAUCUACUGGUGUCCGCCAGCAUCGGAAGUAGCUCAUAACCUAUAUCAUUCUCUUUGGUGCUAUGGCUUCUCAAGCAAAAGAAAAUAGCUACCCGCCGCCACCUCCAUCUCCCCCGCCACCCGAGAACCUGAAGUCGAAGAUAUCUCCAUAUGUCCUAAAAUUAAGAAACGCUCCUCCCGAUUACUUCUACCAAGCACCGAUAAAUUCGCCUUUUGUUGAUCUACUUGCAGCACCCACUGGCCCAUACUUCUUCUACGGCACACUUGUCGACCCUUCGAUGCUUGCUGAAGUCCUUGGCUUAGACGAGAAGCCUAAACUUCGACCUGCUUACAUACUCGGUUACGACUGUAAGAUGUGGGGUCAGUAUCCAGCCUUGGUCGAUGCGCCUGGAUCAGUUGUUCACGGUUUUGUGUAUCAUGUGCGCACGGUGGAAAGUGGCGAGAAGCUUGCGAUGUAUGAGACAAAUAAUUACCACGCCGAGCCCUGUCUCAUCAGAUUUACGGAUGACCAGCGGCCAAAAGAGGAUAUAGGACAUACGUUCAAAUUCGCGGGAAAUGUCAAUGAUCUGAGUGAUGGUAACUUCAGCUUAGAGCUCUGGUUGAGAAGGAUGGGUAGGCAGACUGAAGCAGACAAGGUGGAUUCUACGGGUGGCAGUCAGUAGUCGAGGUCUUCCGGUUUGCUUACUGGAAAAGAUAACGCCUCGAUUUAUCUAUAGUUGAGUGGAAUAUGCUUUAUCUUUGUUACAACUAUAUUUGUGCUCAAAGGCCGAAAACUCUGCUAUAUUGGAUAUCAUCGACCACUAAAAUCAAAAGUCCUUAAUUAUCUCGUUUCGCGUGAUAAAGCCAAGUGAUUAAGCUCGCAUUGGUGAACAGGUUCCGAUCUAAAAAUUAUUCCAAUUAUACGGUGCAACCAAGUCACGUGCUUCUUUCCUAGCAUAGCAAACAAUGUAAACAUUCUCGAUCCAUGAUUC
Aspergillus uvarum CBS 121591 is the source of this 1008-nucleotide messenger RNA. Its product is annotated as gamma-glutamylcyclotransferase family protein. The record is from RefSeq and is a predicted model, not a curated record. Bases 100 to 699 code for a protein of 199 amino acids. Lineage: Eukaryota; Fungi; Ascomycota; Eurotiomycetes; Eurotiales; Aspergillaceae. The transcript has a single exon.